CAGGCUGGACCGGAAACUACACCGUUCUUUUUCUAACACGGUCUGCCAUCAUGGUGUUCAAGCGCUUUGUCGAAAUUGGCCGUGUCGCCUACGUCGCCUUUGGGCCCCAUGAAGGCAAACUGGUGACCAUUGUAGAUGUGAUUGAUCAGAACAGGGCGCUGGUGGAUGGCCCCUGCACUGGUGUGAAGAGGCAGUCAAUGCCAUUCAAGUGCAUGCAGCUCACCGAUUACGUCAUCAAAGUUCCCCACAGCGCUCGGCAGAAGUUUGUGAGGCGUGCCUGGGAGAAAGCUGGGAUCAGCCAGAAGUGGGCUGAGAGCAGCUGGGCCAAGAAAAUCGAAGCCAGGGAAAAGAGGGCCAAGAUGACCGACUUCGAUCGCUACAAGGUCAUGAAGGCCAAGAAAAUGAGGAACAAGAUCAUCAAGCACGAAGCAAAGAAACUCCAGAAAGCUGCAGCAGCCGCAGCUAAAAAGGCCUAGAUCAUGGUCAAUAAAUGUGUUAAAACACUUGUUCAGCUCUACUGUGGCAUUUAUUUCACAUGGUAGUGGUUGUAGAGGUGUGAAUGGCACCCUGCUCUGAUCAGUCAUGUUCUUCUCACUUCAUUUCCUGUCCAAGUUCAUCACACAGAGCCACAACUCUGGUGACUGAGCAGAAUUUAAAUAUGAACCAUUAGCAUAUGCAGUGAAACAAAAACUUUCAUGCCUAUUAAUCCAGUUGUAGAGUCGGAAUCAGAAUAAAUGAAUUCUUUUGA
Molecule: messenger RNA, 748 nt
Organism: Ictalurus furcatus (blue catfish)
Lineage: Eukaryota; Metazoa; Chordata; Actinopteri; Siluriformes; Ictaluridae
Gene: rpl14
Product: ribosomal protein L14
Exons: 6
Coding region: 51-476 (141 amino acids)
Biological process (GO): ribosomal large subunit biogenesis; translation
Cellular component (GO): cytosolic large ribosomal subunit; ribosome
Molecular function (GO): structural constituent of ribosome; RNA binding
Source: RefSeq, a predicted model, not a curated record